Aspergillus puulaauensis is the source of this 1062-nucleotide messenger RNA. RefSeq lists its product as uncharacterized. The record is from RefSeq and is a predicted model, not a curated record. The transcript has a single exon. Bases 1 to 1062 code for a protein of 353 amino acids. Lineage: Eukaryota; Fungi; Ascomycota; Eurotiomycetes; Eurotiales; Aspergillaceae.
AUGAAGGCUUCUCUGAUCACUGCCCUGACCUGGGCUGCCUGCACCAUGGCCAGUCCUGUCGUCCUCAAUGCCCGGCAUGACGACUGCACUUGCGUGGAGGAAACUCUCACUCUCACCUUGCCCGCUUCUACUGGUGGGACUCUCGUCGAGCCUACACCUAGUACUUACCCAGAGGAGACCUCUACUAGCACCAACACGGCCACGGCCACUGCCACUGUUCCCGAGGAGACCAGCACUGCUACCUGGAGCUCUACUAAUACCAACACCGCUACCUCCACAGACACUGUUCCCGAGGAGACGGGCACUACUACUGCCCCUCCAACCUCCGUUCCCACACCCGGAGACUGCGAGAAUGGCCGCUGCCAUGGGACUGGACACCUGGUGCAGGAUCUUGGACCUCAGGUCAACCGCCUUCUCACUGUUACUGGCGCUGAUGGCGAGGACUUCCUCGUCCAGGUCAACGAAGACGUUUACAACCUUCUCUCCGGCCGUGUGAGCCUCAGCGACUCAGUGGGUGAGGUUGUUGGCGACGCUGCUUCUCUUGGUGACCUUAUUGCCGACCUCGGACCUAUCAUCGACUGCAUCCUCACCAUUGUUGGCGAAGACUCCCACAUCCUCCUCGUCCGGCUCGCUCCCGAGAUUGCUGACCUCCUACGCGGAGCUGGUGCCACUCUCGGCCUGAACGCUGUUAACAACCCUGUCGGCCAGAUCGUGAAGUCUCUUGGCCUGAACGUCAAGCGUGACCAGCUCGACCACUUCAACGUCCAUGGCCUGGAUGGAAACGAUCUUCCCGUUCAGAUUCCUGGUGCUCUUGGCAAGGCUAUCGCUGGCCUCCACCUCGAAACUGCUGUCGGCACUGUCAUUGCCACUGGCAUCCAUGUUACCCAGAUUGUCCAGGAACUUGGGCCUCACUCCGAGGAAUUCCUUGUUGUGUUCGGCAAGGGAACCGGGCUUGUUCUCAUUCGUCUGGCCCCUCAGGUUGCCCGUAUCGUUAAGGGUUUGGCGCCUGAGCUUGGUAAUCCCGUCGGCAACAUCAUUGAUACCGUUGGUGACAACCUGUAA